GCUGUGCUGUUGGGUCACUGAAUCUCUCUUUGACCGUCUCCGACCACACAUUUGUGUAAGAGCAAGAUGCUAAGGUUCUUCGGGGUCUGUGCGGCAUUGAUGGCCAUGUUUGUUACAGGUGAAUCUCUGAGAUGUCACACCUGCAAGGUGGGCUUGGGAGAUAAAUGUCUGUACAGCUCCAUGAUGACCUGCAGUGAAGCUCAGCCCAGCUGCUACUGGGGAAAACUGGCCUUCAACAUCAGUUAUUUGAUGACCCUGAGCACUCGAGGCUGCAUUGCCUCGUCUCUCUGCAACCAGACCGAAACAGGAGCCCUUCUGAAUGCCGCUUACACCGUCACCAGGACCUGCUGCAGCACUGACUGCUGUAAUGGAGCCACGUCUAUCCAGGUCCCUCUAACUGCUGCUUUAGGCGCCACCCUAAUGGCGGUUUGGAGCACCUGGAGCCUUUAAAAAUAAACAAAAAGAUCCUGCUCAUGACUGGGUGUUGUCUGUAUGCAAGCGAUUAAAGAACACACUCCCAUGUUGUGAUAUUCCCAUUGUUGUAACAUCUAUGCCUGUAAAUUUGAGGGAAU
Molecule: messenger RNA, 572 nt
Organism: Epinephelus moara (kelp grouper)
Lineage: Eukaryota; Metazoa; Chordata; Actinopteri; Perciformes; Serranidae
Product: lymphocyte antigen 6 complex locus protein G6d-like
Exons: 3
Coding region: 67-450 (127 amino acids)
Source: RefSeq, a predicted model, not a curated record